AGCUAGCUAACGGUAAACGGUUAGCGGUCCCAAAGCAAACCGUUUUGGGUUUUUUUUAACUGUUAUCCAGCUGCGGGGUACACUUUAAAAUGUGUUUGUAUCUGCCUCAGUUUCCGGGUAAACGUUUCAUCAUUAACGUUAAGGGCCAAACUGCAGAACCACGAAACCCGCUACCGAACAACGUCAUUUUUUCCCCACCUAACGUUUGCGUUGGCAACUUUACGUAACCGAAUCACGGAGUAACGUGCGUAAUGCUGCCGUCAGAUAGGAGCUACAUAGCUAGCUAGCUAGCUAGCUCUGUCCCGUCAGUAACAUAAGUCACAAGCUAACAGGCUGCUUAGCUAGCUUCUUUCAGAGAUAAAGAUAGCAGACUGGGGCUAAAGUUACAAAUACUAGCGGAGCGCCGCUGACUCGCUGCCCUCGAUCUGCACCAACAUGAGUCCGAAAAAUGUUGUUUUCAAGAAGGUUUGCAAGGACAAGUCGGUUGGCGUCUACAUGGGGAAAAGGGACUUUAUCGACCGCGUUGACUCUGUGGACCCAGUGGAUGGCGUCAUCAUCAUUGAUCCUGAGGCUCUGCAGGGGAGGAAAGUGUUCGUCACCCUGUCUUGCACCUUUCGGUACGGCAGAGAUGACAUGGAUGUGAUGGGAAUCGCCUUCCGCAGGGAGCUGUACCUUUCAACCCGCCAGGUGUACCCACCUCUGCAGGACCGCGAGAAGGGAGUCCACACCAGGACACAGGCCAGACUGCUGCGCAAGCUGGGAGACAACGCCUACCCGUUCUUCUUCGAGUUUCCUGACAACCUGCCUUGCUCGGUGGCUCUCCAGCCAGCUCCCCACGAUGUCGGCAAGCAAUGUGCUGUGGAGUUUGAAAUCAAAGCGUUCAGCGCUGAGAGCCAGGACAGCAAAGUGCGCAAACGGAGCACCGUGAAGCUGAUGCUCAGGAAGGUCCAAUACGCUCCAGAGAGCGAGGGUGUGGCGCCCACUGUUGAAACCACCAGGGACUUUGUCAUGUCGGAUAAACCGCUGCAUGUCAAGGCCAGUCUGGACAAAGAGAUCUACUACCAUGGUGAGACCAUCAAAGUGCACGUCAGCAUCACAAACAGCUCCAGCAAAAACAUCAAGAACAUCAUCGUCUCUGUGGAUCAGGUCGCCAACGUGGUGUUGUACUCCAAUGACAGCUACGUCAAAUGUGUGGCUAUCGAGGAACCUGGGGAUUCAGUCUCUCCUGGAGCGACCCUGCACAAAGUCUACAAGCUGCUGCCUCUGCUGGCCAACAACAGGGAGAGGCGGGGCAUCGCUCUGGACGGCAAACUGAAGCACGAAGACACCAACCUGGCGUCAUCAAGCAUCGUCAAGGAAGGUGUGCUGAAGGAAGUCAUGGGGAUCAUGGUUUCAUACAGAAUCAUGGUGAAGCUCAUUGUCGGAGGGAUGAUGGGAUCAAGUGAGGUCGGCCUGGAAGUUCCCUUCAAACUGAUGCAUCCUAAACCUGAUGCAGUGAAGGAGAGUGAGAUGGAGGAGGAGAUGGAGUUCCAGGAGUUCAAGCGCUCCUACCUGAAGGGGAUGAUCGAUGACGAGGACGAAGAUGGAAACGUGUCGGGUGGGGACGACAUGGCGCCCAAAGAGAAAUAGAGGACAGAGCAGCAGGAACGACGACGGCUGAAACAAAGACGGCUGGGAGUUUAAGUCGUCUCAGUGUUUGUGCUAGUAAAAGUCUUCAUUAAAGGACCAUACCUGUGA
Siniperca chuatsi (mandarin fish) is the source of this 1737-nucleotide messenger RNA. It is a transcript of the gene saga, whose product is annotated as S-antigen; retina and pineal gland (arrestin) a. Gene Ontology annotation, cellular component: photoreceptor outer segment; photoreceptor inner segment. Gene Ontology annotation, biological process: signal transduction; G protein-coupled receptor internalization. The transcript is spliced from 16 exons. The record is from RefSeq and is a predicted model, not a curated record. NCBI's taxonomy places the organism in Eukaryota, Metazoa, Chordata, Actinopteri, Centrarchiformes, Sinipercidae. Gene Ontology annotation, molecular function: G protein-coupled receptor binding. Bases 436 to 1629 code for a protein of 397 amino acids.